AUCCGAUUUCCAUCGCUACCAUUGUUUGCAACCAUUUGCAGCCAAUCGGGAAUGUUUAUUGCGUGUUGAUCUCGGUAUCAUCACAAUGAGCGUAUGCAGGACGAUGGCUGGACGACUAUUACAACAACUCAAGAGGCUGAAGUUCAUGUGGUAUAUAUCUGAGGUCGCCUUAAGGUCUGUGUCAUGUUCUUUCUCAUCCACUCAAGGACCACAGGAGUAAGCUUUGAUACCUGCACGUUCCCCAGACCGUACAAAGCACCAUCUGAGAUCAGCCCCUUGUGUUCUAUACUUUCGUUCCGAGAUUCCAGGAUGCAUUCUCGAACCAUCUCUGUCAUUGCGGUCGCCGCUCUUUCUUGUUUGCCGUUGUCCUCUGCUCUGCCCAGACCACAGAUACCUGAAGGCUCCGUCGACUGUCUUCUAGAAUGCCUGAGCUCUUCUCCGUACCCUGGAUCUACGAACGUGUGCGAUCCAAGCUUCAAUGCCACCAUCAGCUCCUGCAUCCUCUCCACAUGCGAUACAGAGUCCAUUCCAGUUUCCUUCGGUAUCUUGGGUGAUUAUUGCCAGCAUCCCCAAAACACUUCUGCCCCCAUCCCACCAUAUGGAAACUUUACAAAGCCUUGUGCCAACCUCACCACGAGCACCCUCACACCCGUUUCGAGUAGCACCGCUGUGUGGAAUGACUGGACCACGAGUUCGACCUCGAGCUUGACAACAACUAGCUCCUCGAGGACCACUACUACUACUAGCACUAGCACGACUUCCACGACAACAACGACAACGAGUUCAGUCUUAAGCAGUACAACUCCUUCUUCGGUCCAAUGGGGUGAUUGGAAUGCCACUUCAACUACCUCCACCACCACCUCAAUGACUCCAAGCACCACGACAACUCCAUCCACUACUUGGGGAACCACUACCAUUUCCAGCACACCUGUGUCUUCUACAAGCACUACUCUCACCCAGAUGUGGGCCGACUGGAACACAACAACCUCUUCCACCACCUCUAGCACCACUUCAACAACAACCACUACUACAACCACGACGACAACCACCACCACUCCUGUAGCCACGACUACAACCACAACGACACCAUGGUUGACAACGACUCCAACUCCUGUUUCUCCUGCCAGCACUACACCCACACAAUGGGCAGAUUGGAACACAACAACGACUACAACCACCACUACCAGCAGCACCACCACCACCACCACUACUCCUGCGGCCACGACUACAACCACGACUCCAGUAUGGACGACAACCUCUCCAAGUCCUGUUUCUCCUGCUAGCACUACUCCCACGCAAUGGGCUGAUUGGAACUCGACUACUACUUCCACAACCAGCUCUCUUUUGACGACCACCAGCGCUACCACCACUUCGACUACCACCUCCACUACAACCAGCUCAACCACUACUACAACAACCACUUCGUUGUCGACUACUACAGGCUGGCAAGAUUGGAACGCGACUACUUUGUCCACUACCACUUCGUCGUCGACAACCACUUCCAGCUCGACAACACCCUCUACGACGAGCACUUCUCGUCUGAGCAUAUCAAGUACCUCAUCAUCCUCGACCACCUCCAGUAGCUCUUGGACAGUCGCCUCCAGCUCGGCGACCCUUACGGUUCCUGCUGCGCCGGCGGCCACAUUCACCGGCGCUGCCAGUCGCCUUGGCUUUGGAGCCGGUGCUCUGAUUGGCGCUUUCGUGGCCGUUGCUGCACUGAUCUAGAACGAGGUGAACAACCUUAUGCAGAUCGUGGG
Messenger RNA from Exophiala viscosa, 1757 nucleotides. RefSeq lists its product as uncharacterized. The transcript has a single exon. The coding region runs from base 184 to 1725 and encodes 513 amino acids. Lineage: Eukaryota; Fungi; Ascomycota; Eurotiomycetes; Chaetothyriales; Herpotrichiellaceae. The record is from RefSeq and is a predicted model, not a curated record.